Molecule: messenger RNA, 1879 nt
Organism: Lolium rigidum
Lineage: Eukaryota; Viridiplantae; Streptophyta; Magnoliopsida; Poales; Poaceae
Product: E3 ubiquitin-protein ligase RGLG2-like
Exons: 11
Coding region: 16-1398 (460 amino acids)
Biological process (GO): protein K63-linked ubiquitination
Molecular function (GO): ubiquitin protein ligase activity
Source: RefSeq, a predicted model, not a curated record
AGAGACAGAGGAGCCAUGGGAGGGAGCCAGUCCAGGAGCGAGUCGCGGGACGGGAGCGGCCGCGGCAGGUACGCCCACUCGGGCUCCUUCCAGCAGCCGGCGCCGCCGCAGUACCCCCCGCCGUACCAGCCCUACGGCGACGCGCAGGGGGCAUCAUACCCGUACGGCGCGCCCCCGCCGCAGCAGGGCGGGUACGCCGCGCCCUACCCGGCCUACCAGCCCGCGCCCGUCGCCGCGCCGCCGGCCGCGCGGGGAGGAGGGGCAUCCAAGCCUCGGACCCUCGACCGGCGCUACUCGCGGAUCGCCGACGACUUCCAGUCCGUCGAACAGGUUACCGAUGCUCUGGCUCAAGCUGGACUCGAGUCUUCGAAUCUUAUCGUAGGUAUUGAUUUCACCAAGAGCAACGAAUGGACAGGCAAAUUCUCCUUCCAUGGGCGUAGUUUACACCACAUUAGCAGUGUACCAAAUCCUUAUGAACAAGGAAUCUCCAUUCUUGGGCAGACAUUGUCGAAAUUCGACGAAGAUAACUUGAUUCCCUGCUUCGGAUUUGGAGAUGCAUCAACACAUGACCAAGACGUCUUCUGUUUUUAUCCUGAUGAGAGACCUUGCAAUGGAUUCUCAGAAGCUCUCGAGCGAUACAGGGAACUAGUUCCACAUUUGCGCUUAGCUGGACCGACAUCCUUUGCACCGAUUAUUGAGAUGGCCAUGACCAUUGUGGAGCAAAGUGGCGGGCAAUACCAUGUUCUGUUGAUAAUUGCUGACGGGCAGGUUACAAGGAGUGUAGAUACUGCAUCUGGGCAGCUGAGUGCGCAAGAGCAAAAGACUGUUGAUGCCAUUGUGAGGGCCAGUGAAUUGCCGUUAUCUAUUGUAUUAGUAGGGGUUGGUGAUGGCCCCUGGGACAUGAUGAAGGAAUUUGAUGAUAACAUUCCUGCCCGGGCUUUUGACAAUUUUCAAUUUGUGAAUUUUUCGGAGAUAAUGUCCAAAAACAUGCCACAAUCAAGAAAAGAGGCAGCAUUUGCUCUUUCAGCUUUAAUGGAGAUACCGCAACAGUACAAAGCAACUGUGGAGUUGGGAAUCUUAGGCCGUCGCUCUUUGAAGGCUCCAGUAAGGGUUCCUCUACCUCCCCCCGCUGGAAGCCAUGAUGCUUAUUCAUAUGGAGCGAAAAGCUUUAGUAAACCAACCACCUCAUCAUCUUAUCCUCCUUAUGAAACUGCACAUACUGCAGCCCCUGCUGCACCUUCUUCUGCUUAUGACAAUCAGGUUUGCCCUAUCUGCCUUGUGAACCCGAAAGACAUGGCUUUUGGCUGUGGACACCAGACCUGCUGUGAGUGUGGGCAGACACUGCAAUCAUGUCCAAUAUGUCGUACUCCAAUCUCCACAAGAAUAAAGCUAUAUUAGCUAGUGCUGGUUUUGGAUCAUUGUGAGUGGGUGGCAAUAAUGGAGGGAGACCAUAAUGGUGAUGAAUUGCAACAAGCUCCGAGCGCAAUCCAAGCCUUCAAGUCAGGCACAGUGGUCUGCACUGCAUCUUGCAGAGCCGGGUGAUACACCUUCCAAGAUGGUUGCAGGGGAUGUCUCUCUGAGUAUUAAUACCCAACCAAGAUGAUCCGAACUCAAGCUUUUAUGAGAACUAGAUUGCAGGACUUUCCAAGGAGAAAUGCAUGCGAAAAGAUCCUAAAAAAAGAAGAGAAAUCUGCCGAUGGAUCCAACAAUAGUGUAUGGUGCUUGCAACGUGUGUACAUAAGGGUUUGUUUUUGACCGGAUAUCUGACAUCAGGUUUAGAGAAUUCGUUCCUCCCUUUGCCGUUUGACCCGGGAUUUGUUUGUUCUUGAAUGUGCUUGUACAAAUCUGCAGUUUCAAAAAACUGAAAUUAACAUUUUUU